This is a messenger RNA of Hibiscus syriacus, 1081 nucleotides long. Its product is annotated as ras-related protein RABH1b-like. Bases 125 to 751 code for a protein of 208 amino acids. The transcript has 6 exons. Lineage: Eukaryota; Viridiplantae; Streptophyta; Magnoliopsida; Malvales; Malvaceae. The record is from RefSeq and is a predicted model, not a curated record. Gene Ontology annotation, molecular function: GTPase activity; GTP binding.
ACGCUAGGGAUCUCGAUCUCGUUCUCUCCGGCGACACCUUUGUAAUUGUUUCCGGUGGGAUCUCGAGUUUGGAUACGAUCUCGAUCCGAUCCGUAGUGUCUGUUUAACCUAGAUCCAAAUCUCCAUGGCUCCAGUUUCGGCUUUGGCCAAAUACAAGCUUGUUUUCUUGGGGGAUCAGUCUGUCGGCAAGACAAGUAUCAUCACUCGCUUCAUGUACGACAAAUUCGAUAACACUUACCAGGCUACCAUUGGUAUUGACUUUCUGUCGAAAACAAUGUACCUCGAAGAUCGGACAGUUCGACUGCAGCUCUGGGAUACUGCAGGACAGGAAAGAUUCAGGAGUCUUAUUCCAAGUUACAUUAGGGAUUCCUCCGUGGCCGUCAUUGUCUAUGAUGUUGCAAGUAGGCAAUCCUUCCAAAAUACUUCGAAGUGGAUCGAAGAGGUGCGAACUGAACGGGGUAGUGAUGUUAUAAUUGUGCUUGUUGGGAACAAAACCGAUCUUGUGGACAAAAGGCAAGUCUCAGUUGAGGAAGCUGAAGCCAGGGCUCGUGAACUCAAUGUUAUGUUCAUCGAAACUAGUGCCAAGGCUGGCUUCAAUAUCAAGGCUCUAUUUCGGAAGAUUGCGGCCGCUUUACCUGGAAUGGAAACACUUUCUUCAACAAAACAAGAAGACAUGGUCGACGUCAAUCUUAAGUCUUCAAACCCAAAUGCAUCUCGGUCGCAGCAACAGUCUGGAGGAUGUUCCUGCUGAUGAUACACCCCUUACACACAAACAUACAUCACCGAUCUGAGGUAUGUAUGCUUAUCGACAUUUAUUCUGUGCUUCCAAUAUCCUCCCCCCACAAAGUGUUUCUGUAAAAAAGGAAAAGAAAAAUCUGGUCUCCCCCCUUUUUUGUAGCCUUGACAUUUUGGGUUUGAUGGAAUGUUCUUGAGAGGAGAUUUUAAAUUUUAUCAUAGUAGUAAUUAGCCUUGUCCUAUAUAUGUACGGUUCUUGUUAUCUCAUUCAAUUUAGGUUUGAUGGGAUGUGCCAAAUUUGUUGUUUCUCGUAUAUCAACUUUUGUGGGCUUUGCCUUUUCUUUUC